AUGGAAUUCAGGCGACGUGAUGUGAGCCUCAUUGGUAUCGCCUGCUUCUUCGCAUGGAGUUGCGCGGUCAAUUGGAUUCCAACUUUCCGAUGGGUUAGCUAUGCAUUUAUCCUUGGCCUGUUGUUGCCAGUUUUUGGAUUGAUCGCGCUACUUAUUUUAACGUCCAGAGGAAGCCAGUAUGAUGCGACAAUCCGUAUACAGAGACCUAAGAGUGUUGCGUUUCUUGCGCCGAAAGUAUGGAAGAAAGAGGUCGCAUCCCUUCGGAAACGACAUAAUUACGAGAAGAAACCUUUACACCCAACGUCUCCCACUAUAUCUAGUGCGAUUGAUGACCUGCUGGAGCAUAUAUCAAGAGAUUUUAUAGAGUCAUGGUACUCGAGCAUAAGCAAGAAUCCAAAUUUCAUAAACGAGGUAGACAGAACAAUGCGUCAGGCUCUUGGUAGCCUGCGUGAUAGCUUAACAUCACUGGACCUGACAGCAACUAUUACUACACGGUUUGUGCCGAUUUUAACUGCUCACUUUCGAGAUUAUUCCAAAGCUGAGAUGGCUAUCCGUGGGAAAUACCGUAAUCGUACCGUAACGGAAUCAGAGGAGCUUGACCUUGCUAUCGCCGCAAAAUAUAACGAUGGACAAUUACACCCAGCCGCGUCUUUGGAAUACUCGGAUACCAAAUUAGUACAGCAAUGCCAUCUGCGUAAUAAAACAAAAGAACUACUUCCAUUUCUCUUACCAGAACGUAUAUUAGCCAGUCGCGCAGCAAGUGCCCUUAUCACUGAGCUAAUUGCAUGUGCGGUUCUUUCACCUGUUAUGCAAAUACUAGCGGAACCAGAUACAUGGAACCAAAUUAUGGAAUCUUAUGGAAAAUCAGUAUUGCAAGAUCGCUCAACCGUUAAAAAACUUCGAUUUGCCUUGGACCAACACACAUCAUUCGCCCCAAGGACAACGCGAAAAGUUAAUUUUCCUCGCCUAGUACCUGGAGAUCAUGAGAGAAAUUUUGAGAAAUUUAUACGUGCCAUCCAGAAAGUAAACAAUCUUUCGGAUGCACGGCGUUUUCGGAGUGAGCUCUCAAGUCUACUUAAAAAAGAUUCACAACAAGACAGAAUAGAUCCCGUCUAUUUAAAACGGCUCAAAAUUGGAAAGAGAUUAUUGGAUCAACGCGUUAACUUACUCGCAGCCGGUGGAGAAACUACAAGACCUACUCACGAACCUUCCGACAAUAGAGCACUCCCGGGGUUUGAGAAGGCUACUCUAUUAGAUCUUUUACAUGAUACUUCUGGGCUUACAUACUUUAUGGAAUUUAUGGAUAGGCAGAAUUUAUUACCCCUGGUUCAAUUUUGGAUUGUUGUUGAAGGAUUCCGCACACCACUGGAAGAUGACUUUGCUGAUGAUAUACCCGCCGCUCUCCCUUCUUGGGAUGAAGUAGAUAGGAAGGACCUUGCCUUAAUAAAUGACGCCUAUUUACUUAAAUCUGAGCUCAAAAUUCCUGAUUCUUCACGUCAGAUUGUCUUAGAAUUCCUCAAGGCUGGAAAAAAUGCAAGUUCAAAACAGUAUUAUUUAGCUCGAAGAGCCAUCCUUAGAGCACAGACCGCUGCACUUGAAAUAAUGCAAGAUGAGCAUUUCCAGAACUUUAAAAAGUCAGAUUUGUUCUAUAAAUGCUUAACGUCUAGGGAGACAUCGAAAUCCCCGAUACCAGUCAAAUCUAGCUCAGCCAUCCCUAAAUUAGAGCCUUCAACAAAGUAUAAUCAAAUGCCCAUGCAAUCGUCAUCAUCUCAGUCAUUAUCACCUAAAGCCUCAUCAAUUUCAAGGGAAUCGAGCAAAAUUUUUCCAAAUAAUAGAGAGCUCCGACGUCAAGCUAACUCUGUAGAUUUUACAACUCCAUCUAAUCGGCUCGAGUCAAAAACAUAUUCUCGUAGAUCCUUUGACACUAACGCGUCUGCUUGUUUUAAUGAAGAUAAUUUUGACACUGAAGCAUUAAAUAACUCAGUGUAUAGUUCGGAUCAUGAUAUCCAUAGUAGUAUUCCAGAUAAACAGGUUAUCAAAUCAAUGGAAGCAGCCUUAAACUCUAUCAUGGGAUUUGAGUCAAACGUGGAAGAGCUCCGCAAUUCUCUCUUUGGUGAUGACGAAUAUUCACAGUUCCACAGGACACCUCCAAGAAUCUAUUCUUCAAGAAGUUCAUUUGAGGGAAAAAAGCUUGGUAUCUCCGAUUCAAAGCCGGAAAAAGUCGAAAAACCAAACAUAUCUUCGUUGGGUCUUGUGAAUAUGUCAUCUCGUAUCGGGGUUUUCACAGAUGAUGAUCUUUUUCCUGAUGAAGAAAAAUUUAUAUCAGAUGAGCACGAAGAUUCUGAUGAAAAUCCACUCGAUUACGAAGAUGUCGUACAUGAAGCUGCACCAGGUGAUCUAGGUUUAGCAGAGGCCAUCUCAGCGCUCACGGUAGACAUUGAGCGCCUUUUUUCUCAAGAUGCCGUAGUUGAUUCUAUGACGCGGAAAGCAGAACUUACCAACAAUACCGCAGAAUUAAGAAUCUUAAAAAAAUCAAAAGCCAGUUUACAACGAGAAAUUAGGCACAAAGAACUACAGCGUAGGCAGUAUGUCAUACAAGAGAGCGAUAACAGUCUAUACGGACGGUCUACGGUCAGGAUAAAGUCCAUAGCAGUUGGCAAAGAUGAAGAUGGGAAGGAUUUUGCUACUUACAUUAUUGAGGUCCAACGCAAAGCUGGUGAGCAAAUGCCUGCUGCGACUUGGACAAUAAAUCGCCGCUAUAGCGAGUUUCUUGAGCUCAAUCAGAAGUUACGGGAAAAGUACGCCUCUACCCGUACUCUUGAAUUUCCUCGACGUAGGAUGGUUAUGAAACUUCAAGCAGAUUUCCUUCAUCGAAGACGCUUGGCACUCGAGAGGUACCUCCGAGAAAUAUUGCUAUUACCUGAGAUUUGUCGUAGUAGAGAACUACGUACAUUUCUCUCUGAGAGCGCAGUAAUCCCUGGGAAUGUAAGCGCCCAAGAAAAUGACGAUAAAAAAAAAGAUCUCAUGACUCGUUUCUACAAUUCUGUAACGGAUGGUAUGGAAGAUAUUCUCGGUAAUAUUCCAGUCUUUGAUCAACUUUCGGUCGCUGGUCAGAACUUAAUUUCUGUCGCUAGUCAGCAAUGGAUGACUAUGCCGGCUACAGUUGGGGAAGAUUCAUUGCACGCAGCAGAAGCAGAAUUUGAGCUCAACGCAUUCGAAAAUAAGGAGCUCGAGCCUUUUGUCAAACCUAUAUGUGAUAUUUUUCUUGAGGUAUUUGAACUAAACCGCGGAAAUAACUGGCUUCGUGGUCGAGCUGUAGUUGUUGUUCUACAUCAGCUACUCGGUGGAACAAUCGAGCGAAAGGCGCGAGAGAAUAUUAAGGGUCUUUGCUCAGAAGAAGCGAUAGUAAAGUAUAUUAAUAACCUGCGAGAUACCUUAUGGCCUGAUGGACAGUUUAAAAAAGAGUUCAAGCUUAGAACUUCUGCCGAAAAAUCAAAGAGCCGAACAGAGGCUAGCUUAAUACUAGCCACACUAGUGCCAGACCUAGCCGCAAGUGUGGUAGGAAGAGUCAAUGCCCAGGCAGCUAGUCGAAGGUUAUUUGCAACCUUCAAUAACCCGAGGCUAAAUCUUCACCUUACUUUUACCCUUUUUGACGAAAUCCUUGAUGUUCUAUUUGGACUAAAGGCAAUCUAA
Messenger RNA from Blumeria graminis f. sp. triticale, 3693 nucleotides. NCBI's taxonomy places the organism in Eukaryota, Fungi, Ascomycota, Leotiomycetes, Helotiales, Erysiphaceae. The record is from the annotation of a GenBank genome assembly.